CUUUUCAAAUACCUCCAGGCUUAUGAACAUUCGACCGCAAGUCAAAAGCCCCAGCAAAAAGGUGUGAACAGAGAGAUUGGAACCUUGGAACUCGACAUGAUGAGAAGAGACAUGCUGUUCACAGGUCUUGAGUACACGUAGGUACCGAUUACGAUAGCUACAUACAGGUAGGAGCCUAGAAAGUGUAUCUCGUAUGUACAGCGACCUAUACAUCGGGUGAGUGUGACGUGCGACGCGAAAAAGGUACAUGUCAAGGCGCGGUUCGAGGUACCUGCUCAUAUAGCUAUGUACCUACAUACACAUUUAGCUAGGUGUAAGUUGUUCAGGGAAGGCGGGACACGUAAGUUCGUCCUUACUUGGCAAGCGUUGAAGGUAUGUGCUUAAACAGGAAGCGGCGAGAAAGAAAGAGGAGGAAACCACAUCCUAGGAACCUCUUGCCUGACUCUCAAAACCCUUCUCCCCUCAUUCUUCCCUCGUUCACCUUCCUAACUACACCCAUCCAUCCUCCAUAUCUCCCACUCCAAGGCGCAUCUCUAUUAUCAUACCUAGGUACCCUUGGACAACCCGAACCUUCGACAUACUUGGCCCAAAGACCAUCAUCCUAUAGACCGACAAGAAAAUGACCAAUACUGUGGUUGCAAAGAGGGCUCCGGCCCCAAAGAGCAAAGAGGAACGUCUUCCUGUUACCCUCUUGAGCGGUUUCUUGGGCUCUGGGAAGACAACCCUGCUUGAGAAAAUCCUGACAGAUAACAAUCAUGGCCUCCGAGUUGGCGUAAUCGUCAACGACGUCGGCGCCUUGAACAUCGACGCUGCCCUGCUAUCCAAUCACGAUGUAACCCGAAAAGAGGAACAGGUCGUCGCCAUGCAGAACGGCUGCAUCUGCUGCACUUUGCGUGGCGAUCUCCUUGAAGAAGUUGCCCGCCUCGCCAAGGAUAAACAAGUCGACUACCUCGUUAUCGAGAGUUCCGGCGUCAGCGAGCCAAUGCAAGUGGCCGAGACGUUCUCUGAAGAAUUCGCCGAGAUGUCGAUCAUGGCUGGCCACGGUCUAGAGGUUGACGACGAGAACGAGAUGAGCAAAGAACAACGAAUGCGUUUGGCCAAGAUUCUCAAAGCCGGCGGAUUGUCCAAAAUUGCCCGUCUCGACACCUGCGUUACCAUUGUCGACGCGGUCAACUUCAUGCAAGACUUCGCAACCGCCGAUUUCCUCAAAGACCGGCAGACGGAUGUCCCCGAGGAAGAUGACCGCAACAUUUCCGACCUCCAGGUUGACCAGGUGGAGUUUGCUGACGUCGUCGUGAUUAACAAAUGUGACUUAGUAUCUAAAGAUGAUGUCAAUCGUAUCAAGGGUACCGUUCUGAAUCUCAACCCCGGUGCCAAGAUCAUCACUUCUGUCAAAUCCUCCUUUAAUCUCAAGAAGAUUCUCGAUACACACACGUUUUCAUAUGAGAAGGCAGCUCUAAGUUCCGGCUGGCUGAAAAGCAUCAAUGAGGAAAUUAGCCCCGAAACCGAGGAAUAUGGAAUCGGGACGUUCGUCUACAGAGCACGACGACCUUUUCAUCCUCGAAGACUCUGGGACAUGAUACGGGAGGUCUUUAUCGUGAUUCAAACAGCAAACAAAGAUGAAGAAGAGGAGGAGGAGGAGGAUGAAGAUGAUGAAGAUAGUGAAGAUGAGGAAGGUGAGGAUGGUGAAUGGGAAGAUGAAUCUGAAAGUGGCGAGAGCGAAGCAGAAGAGCCUCAGCCACAGUUGGAUACCAAAGCUCGUCUUGCAAGCAAGAUCGCCAGCCCAACUUUCGGUCCCCUUCUUCGAUCGAAAGGAUUUAUGUGGCUAGCAACGAGACCUUUGAUGUUUGGUGAAUGGUCGCAGGCAGGCGUGAUGCUCACUAUAUCUAGUGGAGAUAUUUGGCGCUGUGAGAUGGAUGAGAGCGACUGGCCAAAGGAUCCCAGGGUGAAAGAGGCUAUCAGACGCGAUUUUGAAGGAAAGUGGGGAGACCGACGCCAAGAAAUUGUUUUCAUCGGACAACAGAUGCGUCAAGGAGGCGAGGAACGCUUGCGCAAGGCUCUUGACGCAUGUCUCCUGACCGACGAUGAAUUUAAGGACUGGGAAAGGGCCAUGGCCGCCAAAAAUCCACAGAAGGUCUUGGAUCGGCUAUUCACUGAUGGCUUUGAGGAUUGGGUGAUUGAGAUACACGAUGAUGAAGAUGGUCAUGACCACAGCAAUGGCCACUAAUUAACUCUCAGCCCUGGUUCAGACUACGUUAAAUGUAUUUCCUUCAAGUAUACCUAGCUACACGUGCUUCAAUCUUGUCUUAGCUAAACGCAUGUAUCUGACGAAAAGAGGGGGGAGGGAUUGAAGAGUCCUUGACGAAGUUGUGUACAACAACAACAACAAAGUAGCUCAAACUAUCGUAGCUAGUGUAUUUGAGAGAAUAUGCAGUGUCGCCGUAA
This is a messenger RNA of Xylaria bambusicola, 2445 nucleotides long. Its product is annotated as P-loop containing nucleoside triphosphate hydrolase protein. Bases 620 to 2227 code for a protein of 535 amino acids. The record is from RefSeq and is a predicted model, not a curated record. The transcript is spliced from 3 exons. Lineage: Eukaryota; Fungi; Ascomycota; Sordariomycetes; Xylariales; Xylariaceae.